GUGUCCAGCCCGGAGCGGUGGGCGCUCACAAUAGGCGGAGACGAAGCAGGACGUGAUACAGCAGGAUUCCACUUCCUCACAGUGCUCACGCCGCUGAGCUCAGCAGCGCACACAGCGCCACCUGUCGGCGAGCGGGAGCCACGGCGCCUGUGUGCUGGUAAAAUUCCAUCCCACAGAUGAGGAGGGUGCAGAUGCAGACAGGCCCCGGUGAAUUUAUUCUAUAAGAUCUGAACACCCUCGGAAGUGUUUCCGGAAUUCCCGUCGUGUGAGCUGGAGGGAACUAGAAACGGGGCCCUGCAAACUGUAGACUGGUGUGUAGGAACGUUUGUCUGCGUCACCUAAAGGCCGCUCGGGCCCCACCCAACUCAGCACCCAGUUUGAGGAGCGGAUCCUCCUGCCACUAAAAGGUCACAGGUUGAAUGAAUGGCAAAACACAAACAGCAACACACGUGCACAACAAGUGUCACGACUCGUGUUGCUUUUUCCCGGACACGCCGUCAGAAAACCCCUCAAGCCAGCGCUGUUUGGAGAGAAAGGUUAAACAUUAACGCUGCUAAAAGCCUCCUGGAAGCUUUAACUCCCAUUUGAGGGUUUAAAAGCUGCUGUUGAAUUCUGAGGAGCCAGGAGUCAUUACGCAAAGAGGCACUGUAUCAACUUUCCCUCAGGACUUUCAUCACCAUUGGAUCCAGCUGCGUGAAGCUAAACUUUAAUAGAAGGUUGGCUGGAUGAUGUCAUAGCCACAAUUACAUAAUAGAAGCCUUCUCAUCUCUUCAGAUGUCCUGCAGGUAUUUGUGCCUGAGUAACACUAUAUGCCGUUUUACAGAAGCACUCGUUGGAUUACAGUGCUGCUUUUAAAUCUACUCCACUGGAUUAAAAAGUGAUUUUUUAUAUAAACUUUUUCUACUUUGUAUAAUUUAUAUAUGCAGAAGCUGCCUGCUUCCAUUAAGUCAGUGAAGCUUCUCCAAAGAGCUCUCAGUCUGCUUCUUAAUGUUCACAGCUGCUGAGCCUAUAAAAAAAACAUCACAUGUGAAAAUGUCACUUCCAUAUGUCAAUGCCAAAUGCUUACUAUCCUACGCCGUCCAAUUUAAUUUCAGAUUAAGAUUAAUAAUUUUCAAAAUAAUUCUAGCUCACACUGGUUAAUAGAUAGAUUUUACUCAUCGCUAGCACAGGUCUUUGAUCAGUGACUACAUUAAAAUCACUCAAAUGAUAUCAAAUAGUUGCUGCAUGUAAACAUUUGGGUUACAAACAGUACACUGAACUACUCUGAGGCUAAAAUGACAUUUUUCUGCAAGCUUCGUCCACCCUUGUCUGUCCACUCGUCUUCUUGCAUAGCAUGUAAUUAUUGCCUGCCUUGCUGCCAAGACGAGUCCUGCCUCAUCUUGCCAGAGAUACCUUCCAUUCUUCUGCUGGUCUGCAUCCCUCUGAACAUCCCCCCGGCUGCUUGUGUGCAGACUGCGCGUCUCAGCAUGCAGACCGUCGAGACCCCCCUCUGUGCGUAGGGUUCACAAAUAUCUAGAAAUGGCAGAGGACGGGCCUGAUGUUUCACAGAUUUACUUUAAUCCCCGCACCCUAAAUUGCCUCAUCGACUCUAAUUACGUACUUGACACAGAUAUUAAUCCGGAUUGGUGUCCUUGUCAACACAACGGGAAGAGUUUAAAGAGAUAAACCUGUUACAUGGAAGAGCAGUAUCCAAAUGCGCACACAAAAGAUUCCUUAAGAAAUACAUUUUAGAACAAUCACAGAUUACUAUUGUUAUUCAACAGCAGUUUAAAUGCAUCAUAAGCAUUUAUAGAAUUCAGGAUGUUAAUGUUGAUGCUAUGGCGCAUACCUACAUUUUUUUAUUUAAACCACCAUUCCUUAAAAACAACAACAGAACCAAAAAUAACCAGUUUUACAAGUUAAACAGCGGCUGUGUGCAUUGAUGAGGAUGCAGCGCCGCCUAGAGGUGGAUCCAGGCAACGUCCUGUGUUCGAAGACACAUUCAACAUGGCUGCUCCCCUGUAGACGCUCUCAGGGACGUCGGAAGAAGCUGCGAUUCUGCAGCAACCAUGGAUACAGGGGAAAUGGCCCAGUGUGCCCUGCAGAUAGAGAAGCUCCGUGCAGACAGGAGCUAUGGGAACAUCCUGACCCUCCUCUGUGACCUGGACAACACACCCGUCACAGCGGAGCAGCUGGAAACAACGGGCAUCGCCACAGUCCUCUACGGGCUCCGGAGGAGCUGCUGCCACGGCGGCGUGAAGACGGCGGUCAGGAGCCUGAUGUCCAAGUGGAAGAGGCAGUGCAGCAACGCCACGCAGGAGGGGAAGCGCUCAGUCCAGAGCAGAGACGCUGAGCUUCCUGUCAGGGACGGAGGAGCGUCCAUGCAGGAGCGUUCCCGCUCCGGUUCAAUGGCUGUGGAUGCGGACGCCUCAGCAGCAACACAAGCCUCUGCUGCACAGAGCACCUGUCCAGAGCUCUCCCCCGUAAGAACCAAAUGCGUUCAGCUCCUCCUCGGUGCCCUCGGCCCCGAAAGCCCGGAUCGGCACAAGGCCGCAGAGCUGGCGGCGCACAUCGAGCGCCACAUCCACGAGCGCCACCAGUCCAGCCAGACCAAAUACAAGGCCAGCGUGAGGAGCAAGGUGGCCAAUCUGAGGAACCCCAAAAACAGCCACCUGCAUCAGGGCCUCCGGAGCGGCUCGCUGACGCCCGGGGCGUUCGCCCGCAUGUCGGCCGAGGACAUGGCCUGCGCCGAGCUGCGGCGUCUGAGGGAGGCGUACUCGUCCCAGGGGGUGAGCGAGAGGCAGCUUCCUCGCGGCGCGGAGGGGCUGCAGACGCAGAAGGUCCGCUGCAGGCGCUGCGGGGGCUCGGACUGCAGGGCGACGCAGGUCUCCAGGGGGGCGCUGUUCCUGCCUGCGUGGGUGCGGCGGGGCGGCCCGGACCACGACGCCAUGACCUUUGUGACCUGUGGAGGGUGUGGGCAGCAGUGGUACCACAGUGGCUGGGUGUGCCUCUGAUUCAGCAUCAUCAAUGUGCACGUCUACUGCUGUUAAGCACUUUCAACAUUUAGAGCCGGUGGAGGCAGAUGGCCGCCCACGUCCAGCCUGGUUCCGCUGGAGGUUCCUUCCUCGCUAGAAAGGGAGUUUUUCCUCUACACCGAUGCUGUUAAAUUGUAAUUAUUACAAUUAAAAGCUUGCUGUAUGUGGGAAUUGUCGGGUUUAGUUAUGUAAAGUCUUACCCUGUAAAGUGCCUUGAGAUAACUUUGUUGUCAUUUGGCGCUAUAUAAAUAAAAUUGAAUUGAAUUGAA
Molecule: messenger RNA, 3283 nt
Organism: Betta splendens (Siamese fighting fish)
Lineage: Eukaryota; Metazoa; Chordata; Actinopteri; Anabantiformes; Osphronemidae
Product: transcription elongation factor A N-terminal and central domain-containing protein
Exons: 2
Coding region: 2049-2993 (314 amino acids)
Biological process (GO): DNA-templated transcription
Cellular component (GO): nucleus
Source: RefSeq, a predicted model, not a curated record